CGCAGAAGUGUGCGCGCGUGCGUGUGUAUGUGUGUGCGCGGUGUAAGCGUACGUUGCCGUGGUAGCCGCAGUAGAAGAUCGGCGGCGAGUGGAGACGCGCUUGUGUGCUUGCAAGCGCGCCCUCUCGCUCUUAACAUAUAAUAUAUCUUUGUCGAAUUGUUUUUCGACUUAGCGUAACGAGAUUACUGAACAAUUUCACUAUGGCCCUCGAAGAUCAAUCAUCGGCGGAGCUCUCCAAAGGGUUGCGCCUGCUGAAACACACAUGCCUGCUGGCGGACACCUUGUUGAGCAGCUUGAUUGACCUUGUUCCCAGUUGGAUCUCCGGUUACAUCCGAUGGUGCCCAACUUCAACUGAGCACCUUGAAGAGGCUGAGCGAAAGCUGCUGUCCUAUGUGAAGCUUCCUGUUCGGUCGUCAUUUGUGACUAUAGACUCAAUCCUGGGCUGCAAGGGCAACCACCAGAUCCGUACCCUUCAGCUGGGUCCCAGUACCAAAGUAGCUGCAGAGGAAGAGCGGGUUCCUCUCGUGCUGGUGCAUGGCUUUGCUUCGGGAGUGGCUCUCUGGCUGCUCAACCUGGAUUACCUAGCCCAGGACCGCACAACGUACUGCUUUGAUCUGCUGGGCUUUGGCCGCAGUUCACGGCCACGCCUCUCGAGGGAUCCUCUGGAAGCUGAAUACCAGUUUGUGCAGAGCAUCGAAGAGUGGCGAGCACAGGUUGGUCUUGAUCGCUUUGUAUUGCUGGGACACAGCAUGGGUGGCUUCCUGGCUGCCUCAUAUGCAUUGCGCUUUCCCGAGCGUGUGGCCCACCUUGUACUUGCUGACCCAUGGGGUUUCCCUGAGCGCAACACGCCUCGUCCAGCGCUGCAGCUGCCAAGUUGGGUCCGUGUGGUCUCCACCUUGCUCAGCCCCUUCAACCCUUUGGCUGCUGUGCGAAUUGCAGGGCCUUGGGGUCCACGGCUAGUAGAAAAGAUCAGGCCAGAUAUUGGAAAGAAGUACGGACAUGUGGUGGAUGAUAAGCAGACAGUUCCACACUACAUAUACCACUGCAAUGCUCAAACACCUAGUGGAGAGUCAGCAUUCAAGGCCAUGAUGACGCAGUAUGGUUGGGCCCGACACCCUAUGAUUAGCCGCAUUGGAGAGCUGCAUCAAGGUGUGCCUAUGACGUUCAUCUACGGCUCAAGAUCUUGGGUUGACAAACAGCCUGGUAUUCGUGUUCAGCGACUUAGGCAAGAGAGUGAAGUGGAUGUUGAGAUCAUUGAUGGUGCUGGCCAUCACAUCUUUGCUGACAAACCUGAUCAAUUCAAUGAAAUUGUGUCGAAGAUCUGUCGUGGAGCGGAUGCAGCUGAAAAGACAAAUUGCGUCUUGGCUGAGGAGAAGGAAAGAGAAGAGCGGGAGCAGAGAGAAAUGAUACAUCGACUAGCUCUCUGAAAGGCUUGCUAUAAGAUGUUGUUACGCUUCAUUUUGAUUCAGAACCACGGCACCUUUAUUGGGCUGUGUUUAAAAUUAUUGCCAUCAGCGUUCACUUGAGUGAGGAAUUUAAUGCCAAAUGCAGCAGAUCUUAGUUGCAAACAUUUUGCCAUAUUCUAGCACUAGCCAACGUAGACUUGUACCACCACUUCAUUAUUUUAUUAUUUCUUUGUGCAAAAAUUGCUCACAAUCUGCUGUACACGAUUGGAGGUAUGUAAAAGAAUGGUCAGAAGAUAGGCAUGUGUACAAGUCUCAGCUAUGAAGUUUCUGCUAAAGGAUGAUUGUAACUGCAGGUGUUAAAUGACUAUGUGCAAAAGCAAGCUUGCACUCGGAUGACAAUUUUUUGAUUGCAUAGCUGUGUGAAAGUCACUGCUUGGCCUAUAUUGAAGUUGGAAGUGUUCAGUUCUAAAUAUGAAGCUUUUGAGAAUGGCUAUGUUGAGAGAUAGAUGGACUAUGUUUGGGAACUGCCUUAAUGGUUGUGUGUGGUGCGUAUGUGUUUUGGCAUUUCUGCCAAACUCGCUUGUUAACUUCAAGUACCUUCUCCUUCGGGUCACUGUUGUGCACUUGUAUUUUUUCCUUCCAUUGUGCACCAAGUUGCUGCUAAGAGUGUUCUGCCAUGAGGUUUGACUGCGAUUAGGAAUCUGUGGUUGAUCUGGAGAACCCACUUGAGUAACUUAAGUCUAAAUCUGUCAGUUGGAAAGAAAAAUAAUGCUGGACCAUAGUGAAAGUUGUCGUGGCAGCAGAUUUGGAAACAGUGCAGCAUACACUGCUUCUGCUUCUCUGUGAUUAAAAAAGUGUCAAGAUCAUUUGACAUACAACUGCUCUCGCUGUUGAAGUGAGCCUGACAGUGUCAGGAAACACAGCCAGCAUUCAAAAAAGGCAAAGUUGUGCAUUAAUGUUUACUUGGAAUGCUAAAACAAUGCAAGGUCAUUUUAUGUAAAAGUGACAUGAUACCAUCUUGAACUUCUGGCUUUAAUCCAUGCCUUCAUACAAUCAUUGUGUGAAGGUGCAGACUAGUGUGAAAUAAGUGCUAAACCUGAGCCCAAUUCACAUUGACAUAUAGAAAGUGGAUUCUGUGGUGAAACAAAAAUGCCUGCUCUAGAUCAACCAUUGGAUUUUACUAUAUGUCAUCCGCUUUUAUGAAGCUAAGAUUUGCAGUCCUUAAGAGUAUAACUGAGACUGUUAAGGGUUGUGCACACUACCACCUAAUGUCAUUCGCCUUCUGGAAUUCAACAAAAUGUAAAUAUUUUGUCACAGAUUUUUCUUAAGUCUAGCACAGUCGGCCUCUGUAGCAGAUGUAGGGUCUGAAUUAGGGUAAAUGAAAUUACUUAAAUUAAAACUAAUUGGGUGCUUAGAGGAGCAAACUGUUAUUUUUGCCUGUAUAUGGUGACUAGCACCAUGACUUCUUUUAUAGCCAUUCUUAUGAGGCACAGAAAUUUUUAGGUAGCUUUAAAACAUCAAACAAAGGUCACUUCAUUGGUGGGUUAGCACAUAUGAUCUAGAGUCUACACAUAAUGGAUUAUUUUUUAUGUGCAAUUGAAAUUUUUGCUAUGGAUGGCUGAGAAUUAUGAACAAAUUUGGUGUCAGUACUCUUUUGUUAUUGUUUUUGAGAUUUUACUGUUUUUGCUUAGAGAGCUGGUCUCUGUUUGUGGGAAUUCCACGAGCUGCUUAAUCAUGUUCCUCUUGAAGGACAUGCACUGUUUCUUCAGAAAAGCGACCCCGUGCAAGUGAUGUUAGCCAUAUUUGUUUCGUGUUAGUACACUUCUCAGCCAAAUAUUUUUGAAGUAUUCGAGACUUCAAAUCCUAAAACUAACCCUUAAAGAGAACUAACCCUAAAACGUGAGAAACUCCCAGCUUUCCUAGUAGGUUACAGCACAGAAAAUGUUCCUGUGAUAUCACGAGUUGUAUACGAAAUUUAGUUCAGCGAGGUCAGGUAAGAUAUUGUAACCUGGUGCCCGGUGAAGUGUGCAAAUUCUGUUGAUGUAUUAUUGUUGUAUAGAGUGGACAUUAGCAAAAGAUAAGUUGCUGUGUUAAUAUUAAUUUGACUGCUGGUUCAUUUAUCCCCUGUCUCACCAAAGUUUUGCAAGUCAGGAAGGCUGCAGUGAUUUCUCCAUGCAGUGUCAUAAGUGGGCUUGUGUGGCUCAACUGAAUAAGAUUACAAGAUAAAAUCUAAAAUAAUGUACUUUAGUCAUUAAAUAAAAACUAGCCUUACGGCGCUGUGUCUACACUUGCAUGUGCCGACAUAACGCCUCAGAAUCCCAAGCAUUAAACAGACACCAAAGGCAAAUAUUAAGUCAACAUAGACUGUUAGAAUACCAAUCCAGAAACCUCACAGUGCUUGUGUCAUGCCAACUUAGUUCCUUAGUUCCAGAGAAACUUGCAACGGAAGGGGCUGCAUUACUCUAGCGCUAUGCAAAUCGCUCGCCACGAGUGAGGUGGCGUGACAUUGCAUACGUUAUCACUGCCCUUUACUACUGUCAGUGAGUGAACCGGUGCUGCAGCUUUUUGCGUGAAAUGUGAAAGUGAGGUCAGAAACCGGCCAUAAACAUGGCAUGGACAUGGCAUUGCCUGCUAUUUGCAGUUAGUAUGAGCUUCGCGAGCCUGCAAAACCAGUAGAGCACUACGUGAUACUGAAACUACCAAAACAUGAGAGCGCAGGCAGCACAGAGUCGAUCGAAAAUGACACUUUUUGAAUAUCUGCAUCAUUGUCAAGGGUAAUGUCAAUGAGUUCUUUUUUCUAAUAAACGAAUAGAAGUAGACAAGUGGCAUUUUCUUCUGUUUUAUAAUGCAAUGAUUUUUUUAUUAUCAAUUGUGGAGCAUUAGUGAUAUUAUAGUGAGACGUUACAUCAUCGGCCUAAUACUAGUACUCCCAGUAGAGUCUCAAUUCGUGUCCUCCAUUUACUUCAAUUUAUCACUUACUAAAGGUCUGUUCUCAAUAAUAUUGAUCGAGCAAUAUUCUGUCACUUUAGCUUGACUUAAUAUUUGCCUUUGGUGUCCUUACGAAAAAUGAUGACGGCGUAUGAACCAUGUAUGUAUCCUAAGACCUAUGAUGGCGAGCAGACACUGGUGGCAAGCGUGCGUUAAGAACAGGCUGAGCGUAUUCGCGGUUGUACUUUCAUUCUUUCCUCCAAUUCCCACCGUGCCCGGCAAAAGAUGGCUCCCCCCCUUAGAAGCCCUGCAAAUUAUGGUCUAUUGAAAGUAGUGCAUUUCCACCGUGAUGUUAUGGAAAUACACGAACAUAAUUUUCUGGCACACCUAUACGAAUUCUCGUUGAGUUGGACAGCGAUUCUGGGGUUAUCAUUUACUAUAGUGUUGCCACCCAACCCCAUCUGAAGCUUUGUUUUAUCAUCAUAUUCUGCACUACUGGAACAUACGGGUUUGCUGAUGGAUAUUUUGUGAGGCAAAGUGUGUUGCAAUUCGGGUUAUAUAGCUGCAUCAAUGAGCUGCAUCAAUGCUGCUUUCAGUUUUGCAGGUGAACCUAUUGUAUGCGUGCUGCACUCCGGCGACUGUUAGCUUUUCACUCGGGUGAUCUGUUUGAGUGUUGGUGGUAUUCUACGUGCACUGCAGUUUAUCUGUGUCUGUGUGGCUUCUUUCAAAGUUGAUAUGCGUGAGUGCAUAAAAAAUUUAUUCAUUCCAUUUUGCUGCGAUGAGGUAAAAGGCCUCCUUUCAAGUCCUCCUUUAACACAAAAGCAGAUGCCCUAAAAUGGCCAUGCUAAAGAUAUAACAUUAGGUGCAUCUAUGCAGAAAAUGCCUGUUUUUAAACCGUUGUUAUUUAUGUUCUUAUAGUGCUAUCUUCUAGCAUCAUGUGUCAUUGGGUUGAUACAAUGUUGAUACCACAAUGAGUUGCUUCCAGACGUGUCUCACUCAGCGAACUUUGCCCUUUUGGAUGUGCCCUCUGAAGUCGUAUGACUAUAGAAAGACUACAAGACAGAAAGCAAGUAGGCUGUGCAAGGUUUGGGCAUUAUAAGGUGUUCCUUAUUGAAGAUGGCAUGACAUGUACUGGUUACUGUUUUGUUGUAUAUUUUUCCAACCUUGUUUUCAAUCCCUGUUAUGUUUUGUAAAAUUAAAGUGUUUGUAACACUUCUGUAAUUGUUGCGCGGACCAUUUACAGUUUCCUCGUAAAGUGUUUUGUACUUGUUUGGAUACACAGCGCCUUGGUAUAGUAUAAAGUAUAUCAUAAUGGGGAAGCCUUAUAGACUAUGCUUCUUUGUUUCUAAGUUUGUAAGAAUUGAAGGUUUUCUCAUGAAGGGGGUUGUUACAUUUUAAGUUGGGACUACUUCAGUUUGCACAUACUUUAAAUAGAGAGUAAAAGUUUGUUGUUAUUAGUGCGGCUUCUAUUUUUUAGUCACUAAAAGUGUGGCAAUAUAGGAAAUAAGCUUCAUUUUAAGUCUUAGAAGGACUUGCAAUGCACCAACAAAGUUUUAUAUGCACAUACUGCAACUUAAAAAAAGAAAAGAGAGAGAAAGGCAAGAAGAAAAGUAAUAUUGUAGCUUUUCUACGAUUGCAGGAAUAAAAUAUCUAGAGGAUUGAAGGGGAGCUAUGUUCGGUUCCUCAUGCACUGUACUGGCUUUAGCUGCACAGACCCUAUCGCGUCAUAAAAAGUGCCAUGGAUCUAGGGCUGCCAGUUCAACGGCAGAAUAUGCCUCCUUCAUAGCUUAAAAAAAAAGGCGAAAGCUUGCACUAGGCUGCGCAAAGCUCAAGAUAUAGUGAAGCUGGUCGAUUGAUUGCGUCUCUUGGUUGUAGGUAGGUUGAACUUGGCUAUGUCGAGGUUUAAACUUGGUUAUAGCUAGACCUAUACUCGUGUACGUCAUCUGUGCUAGUGCUGGAAAAGCUGCAGUAGUACUGGAAAGGUGGCCCGCGCCAUCAUGCCACCGCAGCGCUAUCGCCGCCGCCAUAGCUGGUAUGACGUCAUGCUCCCCCACACCGUCGCGCUACCGUCGCGCACCUUUGCAGUACUAGCACAGAUGACGCACACGAGUAUAGGCCUAGCUACAACCAAGUUUAAACCUCGACAUAGCCAAGUUCAACCUAGCUACAACAAGAGACGCAAUCAAUCGGCCAGCUUCGCUGUGUCUUGAGCUUUGCGCGGCCUAGUGCAAGCUUUCGCCUUUUUUUUUCUCCUGGCUCAGCGCGCCGAGGAGAGAAGGAGGGAGCUGGCAAGGAGGAGACCGCGUGCGCAUGCGCCGCGCCACUCUCCUGGUUGCCAUGGCUACGGCGCAGCAGUUUCUUCAUACGAACCACACAUUACGGCUGGCUUAAACAGCUUUGCUGUUAAAAGCCCCCCCCCCCCUCUCAUUGUUUUUAUCUUAGUUACUUGAAAUAUUAGCAGUAAGCAGAGUUGCCAGAUGCCGCCUAGCAAACAAGCUAAUAAUCGUCCGAACAGAAGCCCCAAAAAAAGCGGCACGACUUUUGCAAAGAAGCCCUAAAGAAGCAGAAGUUGAACAGAUUUUCUCAUGCUUGAAAAUAGUUUAAUUAUAGUAUGAAAAAAUUGCACAAAUACAAAGAGAAGGUAAACAAAUAACUUUAAUUAUUUUGUACAAUGAAAAUAUGCGCAAGAAUGAACAAAAGCACUCAUUUACAUUUAAAAUAGCCUCCAGGGUAGUCUGCAGCCUGUUCAUUGCAUGUUUGCCAGUACAUGAAUAACGUUUUAUCAUCUCCGGUGACUGGGAAUAACGAGUCCUUGAGCUGCAUUUCCUUUUCCCACUCUUUAUAAUAUCUUUUUCCAUACUUUGACCACUUUGAAGCCUUUUUGUGCAAAGAACACUGGCAACACACUACGAUGACCACGAUUGCUGGGAACUGCAUUGAUGACUGGAUAGGGACAGUUUCGUAUUUCGUGACUCCUGCUGCUAUCGCAUAUAUUUAACGACAAAUGCACAUGACGGGCACUAUAAUAACAAUCUUUGCGGGAAAAACACGAAUGAGACCAGAAAAAUGUGACAAGCGACUAAAAAUCUACAAGCGACUCAGUGAAAAAAUAAGCCCAAAUCCACUAAUUCUAAGUGGAACUGGCAACACUGGCAGUAAGCUUCCUUUCUUUUGCUACUGUAGUUACUUUUCCUAUGUCGUGUGCAAAGUCAUCACAAAAAUAAAGAUUACCAGGCAAGUAAUCCUUGCAAUCACGGCUAUGUUUUCAAAGGGACACUAAAGAAAAAUAGCAAGUCAAGCUAGAUUGCUUUUGUAAUAACGAAUUUGUCAUUUGUAACGAAAACAGAGCUAUUCUAAGGGAGAAAAUGACGAAAAUAUAAAAACAGAGUAAUGCCACCUAUUGUGAACUAUGGUACCUCUCACAUGUGAUGUCAGCACAGGCUGUUUCACAUUGUGUGGCUGCUAUGUUCUACCAUAUACUACAUAAACUCCUUGAUCCCACCAAUGCAAGCCGCAUGGCUUUCAUUUUUUACGCUGCCGAGACACCAGCACCACCUGCUCCGGCCGCUAAGCACAGCCGCAGAGCAUGGAUAGCUUCAGCUACUUGUGCAAGCAAAACACCACGGUCUCUAAAAGACAUAACAGUAGCAUAGAGGGGAGGUCGCAUGGAAAUUAUGUCAACUCGUUCUUCUUGGUGUGGGCGAUUCAAAUUGAGGAGCCCCAGCGGGACCUUCGACGGCAAUUUGCUAUGCAACAAAGGGAUAUAUUGGCACACAGAGAACAAUGAUAGACUUCGACACCAAUACUUUUAUUGAUCUAGCUCAACUUAAUAUUUUACUUUAGUGUCCCUUUAAAGGGCUCUAAACCACCCAGAGGUCGAAAUUUAGUUGUGGUGUUGCAGUUGUGCACGAGUCUACAAGGAACACGUAGCUGCGAGAAUUUUUCGAAAUGGUGCCGUAAUAGCGAAGUUACACGCGUUUGAUGAUCGAAAAACGGCCCUCGCUCGUUUCGCUCUUUCCUUCGCUACUCUCCUCAUCGGCUGGUCUCCCCUCCUCGCCGAGUGCUUCUCGAAAGGUCAUGUGACAUACGUCAUCGCCAACGCGCUUCUCAAAACACUGCCUACUUCCGGUUAAGGCACGUCCACGCUAGCGGCACAUAUACCGACGGUGAACUGGCCGCCAGUGCCGUAGAACGUCUGCCGCGCGAGAGGUGUCCAAAGUAGACGGCAGUUCGGCCGGCGCCCCGCCCGCUGCACGAUCAACGGGCCAAUCGCGGACCGCGAAGCUGCGCGCAUUCGUCACCGGCAAUGAAAACAUCGGCUGCAGCUCAGCUGCAGUGCACGGCUACCGCCGGGAGACGACGGGCUCGGCUGUGCUCGCAUCGCAGCCGACGGCGUCGCUAAUAUCAGCGUAUUUUUCUUCUUUGUGUACAAUUAUUGCGAAGAGCAAUAACAACGAUAAGAAAAUAUUGCGGCUUGUGAGCGUCGGUAUUUCAUUUCGAAGUGCCGUCCGUUUUAGUUUUGAAGGGAACCAGAAAAGGGCUAGUGACGAUAUCGGCACCGUCGAGCAAUCAGUGGUGGUGAGGCUGCCACACAAAUGAGUCCCGGUCUCAUCCUCUCUACGUACGGCAAGGAAAUCUCGCCUUUCACAAGCAAAAACCGCUGUCGAACGGCGGCCCGCGAAUGGCAAACGGCGUGCGACGAGUUACCGUGUCGGUAACGUAGACUCUGCGCUUCUCGGCUACCCGCUGUUGCUGCGGUGCCAGCCCGUGUUAUGCGAAGUGUACCACUAUAGACCCUGUGUUGCGCGCACGUCUGGAAAGGCCAACACUGUCGCACUCUGUUCGCGCAGCUAAUCAGACCGCUAAGCACGACUGUGUUGGAACGCGAGCGAUUUAGCACUUGCCUUGCGGGCUGUAAUUACCGAUUCGCAAGGGUGCACAAACGAGCAACACGACGAGGAAGAGCAGAAAGCGCGCGUACCUGCUAGCAGACUAACCGGAAGUUGUAGGUUCUUGUUCAACCAAUGGACAUCGUUUCCGCUGUUGACAUCACCAGAUUCCCCCUGCUGACAUCGUGAUGACUGCUGGGGAUACCGGAAAGGCGACGGGAGGAGGACGGCAUUGUUUUUUUUAUUUUGUGGUGCUCCCGCAGCGCGUAGCGCUGCAGCAUUUGGCAUCGUUAAUCGUGACGGCAUUCUGAACUCGAUGUGCGUGUUUACUUUAAAUGUUAAAAAAAUAUCUGAUGUGGUUUAGGGUUUAAGAGAGCAGCCUGAUUCUGAGUGAAUUUUAAAAUUUUUCUAGCAAUCUUGAUGAAAUUAUGCAUACUUGUUUAGUUUUUCAUGCUGAUUUCAAAUAUUAUUUUGUUUUUGUGUGCAUAAAAUAUUUCAUAAGGUAAAUAAAAUUAAUUAGAAAUCACAUACCAUUGUUUGAGGUCUCAAUUGUGAAAAAAUGGCAGAAUAAAAAUUUUAUUUAAAUGCAUGGGUCAGCAGCCCAAAAAGUGAAGAAUGCAAUAAUGCAAGUGUUUUUAAAAAGUCGUCAAUAUAAGUGCCAUUAUAAUACAUUGAAGCUCACUUUUUGCAAUGUGGGAAUAAUGCUACAAAAAAUAGAGUAAAAUAAUUAAAUUUUGAUGCCAUAAUUUUAAAAUUUGCUUUCAUUAUAUCACUUAUCAUACAUGCAGCUUUCUACUGUUUAAAAAAGUGAUUCUACCUGUUCUGGGUGCUGAGAUAUCAACGAUAGCCGAUUGCAAGGAGUAAAAACAAAGUUAAUUGCAAGAACAUCUGAAAGAACAACUGAAGAUAUGAGAGAAACUGGUUUAUGGGGUUAAUUUUGUUAUUAUCUGACAAAAAUAUUGAUCCAUGAAGUGAGAUAAUUAAUAGAUUAGUGCAAAAAGAGUUAUAGACAUUUAAAAUGUAAGUUUUAGAAAUCCUAUUUUUUCACAAUUUUUGGCCUUCUAGGAACUGGCUGCCCCGUUAAAAAAGUUAGCUUGGACACGUACGCACAUUAAAAGGCAAAAAGGUGACUCGACCACUGCACUCGCAACUGAGAAGAAAACUGCUCAAUAUGCACUGGCACACCAUCGUGCUGCAAAAUAUUUAUGUUUUGUAACAAUCAAGGCAAAAAUUACAGACUUAGUAAUAGGGCAUUCAAUAACUGUCCUUGCUUCUAUGAAAUUACAGUUAACAUUCAUGCCUGGCUUAUGCACAUGUCUUCCUGUUUUGUGAUAUGAUACAGUUAAUGUUUUUGGUGAACUGCGGUCUUUUAUGUUUCAAUGCACUUAUCGUUUUGCUGAACAAAGGCUUAUAUAACCACUAUUAGUGCAAUGCCUUUCGAUAUGCAAGUGAUUAUUGCCACUCGCAGCCUUUUAUGGCUUCGUUAACCUUGUAUUAGUACACUGCAUUUGCUGUUUUUUAAUAAGCUCCAUGAAAUAAGUAGUGCUAAAUAGUUAAACCUCAUUUUUUUCUGCUUGUUGCAAGAGUUGCUCUGGAACAAGGAACUGCAAUUGAGCAGAAAGUCCUAAAAUGUGGCGGACACUUUGAUUGGUGAAACAGCAUGUGUGGCAUUCACAGAUCAAUGUCUGUUGCAGCCGUGGCUUAUAGAUGUACUAGUUCUGUUUUCUUGCAUAGUUGUGGGUGUAAAACACACUACACUUUCCCCAAAGAUAACUUUUUGGCUUUUAUAAAAAAAAAGAAAAAAAAAAACAUCAGGCAGAAAGUUCUGUCAAGGUGGGAAAUGUGAAUGCGAGUACGUGAGUUUGUGGCUCUGUACAGUGCAUAUCUACAACGUGCAUUACUUCAAUGCUCAACAAACUGAAAUUUGCUAUUUGUUUUCUUGUCUCUAAUGUCUGUCUUGAGGGCUCUUGUUAUUGGUUGUAAAGUUGCUUUGAGUGCUCGUGGAUAAUCAUGCACGCCCAAAAAAUUUGCCAUGUGUAUCAGAGUACUGUCAACAAAAACAAAGAGUGUGUGUGAAGGAAGUUUAGCAGUUUCUGGUCAAUAAAUGUUAAACACUGCAUUUAUCAUUGUAAGGUUAGUCCAAUCGAACUCAGUUAGGUAAAGUUAUUUCUACACUCAGUAUCUUCUUGAAAGUAUGUCAUAAUGCUGUGCAGUUAUGGUAUGAAGCCUCUUAGUGAUAUUUUCAUUUUAGCUGUCGUUUUGUUUUCUCUUAUGAUGGUACAGUUUUUCUUGCACUAAUUAUCUUUAGAAAGCCACUACCAUUCUUUGUAGAAAUAUAUUCACUGGCUGUCAUAAACUUUCAGUGCACGCUCUCAUAUGGGUCCUGAGUGUGCCAAGCAUGUAUCAGCAGGGCCCUGUGGAGUGCACGUAACUAACUGGUUCUGCUGCUAAUCAUACCAUCUGCACUUACAAGAUCUGCACUCUUCACACCCUAGCAGAUUUUUGUUGCCCAUCUCUCUAUUACAUUCAAACCUUAAUGUGAUGAAACAGCUUUAUUCCUUCCAAAUUAACAAGUGUGGAUUCCACCAAAGCGCCACAAAGCUUUAUGUAUGCCCUCUUUGCGUAGAGGAAAUUUGAUUAGGUGAAAUAAUGCAUUGCUGCCUUGAAUUUUGUUAGUUUGAGCUUUAAGUGAUGCAACAGUUAUAGCUGUUUGUGUGUUUUAAAAUGUCGAAAAUAAAAUUUAAAUGUGCAUGUCAGUUUAGUGGUGCACAAACAGCUUGUUUAGUAAAUUAAUUGAUGUUUAAUUUUCACUGUCUGGUUUGGUAUGUGCCUUGGUGGAAUAACUUGACAGUGAUGUGAAUAACGGAAAGCAAUGUCUGCAUUUUUACGGCAAAAGAUGUAGAAUUUUGGCCCAGUGCACAUAUUGAAAUGUGGAACAGGUGGAGUAGCAAUCUGUUCUGUCCACUACGUUUGAUAGUGUCCUGUCUGUUAUGCUUUAUCACUGUUCCAAUUUUUACAAAUGCCUAGGAAUCAAGCGGCCCCAAACUACAUAGUUAUAUGUAUCUACCUUGAAAUAGAUAGUUUGCUUCGAACACUACAGUGUUGUAUUGUCGUUGUGGUGCUGUACUGAAUUAUCAAAAACUUGGAAGGGACCUGACUUCCGCGUUCUUAUCAUUAAUUGAAAUGGCAAUUGUCUAUAAGGUUUAUAAUUCUAAUAUAAACAUUAAAGUUUACAUAGCAUGGCAUUGCGCAUCUUAAUAUAUUCUGCAUGCCUGUCUGUACAGAAGUGUAAGAAAGCUUAAAAGAGAAGACUAGGCUUUUAAUAAGGUGCAUUUUUACUGAUUAAUUAGUUAACCUUGUCCAAGACAUUAGUUGAAUAACUGGUAGAUAGUUAAUUACACAGACCUACUUUACAAGGAAAAAGUGACAAGGAUACAAUCAGUUCUUUAGAACUGGGACCAUUGUUUGCCAUAUUUACAAGGUAGAUGUACUACGUGGAGGUCUGCUGUACAUAUUUCAGUAAGUUGGUCAUUGGGCAGUAAGAGCGCUGUUUGUAUGUAUAUAGGAAUUAUAUAUUCUUUUUUUAUGUUAAAUUUGUUAUUUUUAUGGAUAUCUUGUAUCAAAAACUACACAAUAACUGAGUAUCUUUUGAAACCAUGUACUUCACUUGAAAUGAGUUUUAUUUUCAGCUGUGGUUGUAAAGAGUUCCUGGGCAUUACAUUUUCAUGUGGCAUUAUUCCUGGUGAAUUGGAGUGCCUGUCCUUGCUCUGUAUUUUAAUAAAAAUGUUAUCAUGACUUUG
Dermacentor silvarum is the source of this 13023-nucleotide messenger RNA. Its product is annotated as 1-acylglycerol-3-phosphate O-acyltransferase ABHD5. NCBI's taxonomy places the organism in Eukaryota, Metazoa, Arthropoda, Arachnida, Ixodida, Ixodidae. The transcript has 8 exons. Gene Ontology annotation, cellular component: lipid droplet. Bases 201 to 1427 code for a protein of 408 amino acids. The record is from RefSeq and is a predicted model, not a curated record.